Molecule: messenger RNA, 746 nt
Organism: Musa acuminata AAA Group (dessert banana)
Lineage: Eukaryota; Viridiplantae; Streptophyta; Magnoliopsida; Zingiberales; Musaceae
Exons: 1
Coding region: 74-592 (172 amino acids)
Source: RefSeq, a predicted model, not a curated record
UUCUCUUCCUCUCACAUACGCUGUUUUCAAACCCCUUCUUAAGCCCCAACCCACCCCGUCUCCCGUCUCUGCAAUGGCUAAGGUGUUGCCUUUUCUAGCUCUCUUGACCCUCGUCUACGCCCUCCCUGCCGCCUCCAGCGGCGGCGGAGUCAUCGUCGGCAGCGGCCGAUCCUUCCGCGACCUCCUACGCAGCUACGGACUUCCCGCCGGCAUCAUCCCCAGGGCCAUCGAGUCCUUCGACCUGGACCCCUCCUCCGGCCUCCUCGAGGUCCGAUUCCACCGCACGUGCUACGCCCGCUACGACGACGGCCUCGCCUACUUCGACCGCGUGGUGAGGGGCAACCUCAGCUACGGCGCGCUCAGCGGGGUGGUCGGGUGGUCGCAUGAGGAGCUCUUCCUAUGGUUCCCCGUGAAGGGCAUCCUCAUCGCCGAUCCCUCCUCCGGCGUCAUCCUCUUCGACAUCGGUCUGGCGCAGAAGCAUCUCUCCGUGUCGGCCUUCGAGGACCCGCCCGACUGCCAGCCAGCGGCGGUGGCAAUCUUCGGAGAGGAUGAGGAGCCUCGCGAAGAUUGGAUCUUGGUGGACUCUUCCUGACUGUCACAGCCAGCGCUUCCUUUUUGUCGUUACGACGCAUAUCAAUCUGCCACUGUAUCUCUCCGAAUCUGCUUCUCGCCUGUCACUGUUUGACAUGCACUGUAGUCUUACUACAUAAAUCUUACUGAAGAGGUGGUGUGUUCUUGUGUUUGCA